AUGACGCAGAUUAUGAAGGACAGCUUCCUCGAUCUGGAGAGGCAUCGGCAGCUGCUUGAGGAGAACGUAGAAAAGCUCCGCAAGUCCCUGCGGCAUUGGCAAAUAUGGGAGGCAGAAUAUGAAGGGCUGAAAGAAGAAAUUUUGGCAAGACAGCCUCCUCCAAACCAAGAACAAUUGAUAGAGCUUGUGCGUGACUACGAGGGCGAAUUAGUCAAUCAAAAGGAAGUCACUGAAAUUCUGGGUGAGCCAACGCGAUCACCAGCACAAGUUGUGAACCUACUCGACAGGCGGAUCGAUUACGUCGAGCAAAAUGCGCGGAGCCUUCAGAAGCAAAUCGAACUGGCAGAGAACAAGCUCGCAGCAGCGUCCAUCAUAAGUCAGCCAGAAGUCAGGAAUGAGGAAGGUCUUCCUGUGACCGAUAUCGUGGAGGAGCUGGAUGAGGAAGGAAACAUCAUCUCGAGUCACAUAUCAACGCCUGGAAGCGCAAAGCCACAACUGCUGGAGGUCUUGGAGAAAGCAGGUAUCCAUGAUCUGCCAGAAACAGAUAGUCCGCCUCAAAAUGUACAGAUCCCACAUAAAUACCGGUCAGAAGCCUCCCCAGCAGAGACCAAACCCGCAAAGAAAGGCGUCAAGUUCUCUGCGGAUACAAAGAUUGGUCCAGAACCCGAAAAGUCACAAACGGCGAAGAGGGUCGAAACCAUCAUGAAUAUAGCAAGACAGCAGGGUACAAGGCCACCAGAACCUCCUAUUAUACCCACCGAUGAAUCUCCAGAGGAUGCCGCUCUUCGCAGAGAGAUGCUAAAAUAUGGCAUGUCAGAAGUUGGGGCUGUCGUGGCAGAGCUUGAUGUUGAAGAGGGUGACUGGACUGAUGGAGACUACGAUGAUUAUGGAGAGGACGAAUCAAGUACUGACGACGAAGAUGAAUUCGGCAGAUCGACUGGAAGGGUCGUUGAUGAUGAAUUACGGCAGCAAAUGAUAGAGUUGGAAGAGAAACUGGGAGUUAGGAUGAUGGAGAAUGCUGGCCCAAAACCAGAAGACUACGAUAUCGUGAAGGAAGGCAUCGGUCGCAUCUCAAUCAACGGGGAAGACGAAAAGGGGACCGAGAAAGCUACGGCGAAAGAGUCGAUCCCUAGCGAUGGCAAAGAUCCACUGUCUACCCAGGCAUCCAAAAAGUCUGUUCGCUUUUCAGAAGAAAUCGAUGUAUCUACUGCUCCCACGCCCCCCUCAAAUCUACCUAAGAAGAAAACGGCUCCUAUUGGCGACAUAGUCGAGCGGACUGCUCCUGCGCAAGCUGCUACGCCCAAGCCAAAGAAAACAUCACGCUUCAAAUUAGACCGAGCUGGUGGUGAUUCUGCCAGCCAUGCAAACAUGCCUCAUCGGCCCGCUAGCAAUCCGAUUUCAGCCCUAACCUUACAGCCGGCCAAACCUUCCACGCCGAAACCGUUCUCCGGGCCGAUUCAAUACCCACAAGAAAGAAGCCGAGUUACCCCUACUGGUCCCGAAGGCAAGACUUUGGCUUCUGCAGUAAUCGAACGCGAUAUCCCGCUUAACACAUCCGCCACUGCACCCGAUGAGUUGGAUCCCGAUCUAUUGCAUCAGGAAGUUGCUAUCGAGUACCACAAGAUGCGUAAUAUCAUGAUUCAGCGGGAGGGGGGCUUUAUGAAGGAGGAAGAGAGCGAGAUCGUGCCGCGUACGGAAGAGGAAGGUGGUCCAAAGAAGAUGAGUAGAUUCAAGGCCGCAAGGCUAGCGAAGUCGUAG
Messenger RNA from Lachnellula hyalina, 1758 nucleotides. RefSeq lists its product as uncharacterized. Bases 1 to 1758 code for a protein of 585 amino acids. Gene Ontology annotation, biological process: negative regulation of phosphatase activity; negative regulation of transcription by RNA polymerase II. NCBI's taxonomy places the organism in Eukaryota, Fungi, Ascomycota, Leotiomycetes, Helotiales, Lachnaceae. Gene Ontology annotation, molecular function: transcription corepressor activity; phosphatase inhibitor activity; chromatin binding. The record is from RefSeq and is a predicted model, not a curated record. The transcript has a single exon.